GCCGUCUGCUGCUCCCUCGAGGCUUGCUGUGAGCAGUCUACGAGGUCUACCCGCACCGCAGCCUCCCGCUUCAAGACCCAGCCCGCGCCCCCAGAGCCAUGGCCACUCAUCUCUUGUUCGAGUGCGCGACGGGCCUCGCCGUCUUUACGAGCGAGUUCGCCGAGGAGAUUGGCAAGUCGGUCAAGUCGGUCCAGGACUCUGUCGACGACGUCGCCAAGUUCGCCAAGAUGGUCAAGCUCGUGUCGUUCGUGCCCUUUGUAGACGCCGCCCACGCCCUCGAGGUCGCCAACGACGUGUCCGAGGGCGUCGUGCACGAGUUCCUCCACGGCCUCCUCGAGCUCAACCUCGCCAAGAAGGCCGGCGUCGUCCUCGGCGUCGAGGAGCGCGGCCUCGCGUCGUCGAUCAAGGCGACCCUCGCCAUCGAGUGCGACGCGAGCGACCGCACGCUCGAGGUCCUGCGCGGCAUCCGCCUCCACCAGGAGAAGCUCCUCGCCGGCCUCGAGCAGGGCGACACCAAGCGCUCCCAGCUCGGCCUCGGCCACGCCUACUCGCGCGCCAAGGUCAAGUUCAACGUCAAUCGCUCGGACAACAUGAUCAUCCAGGCCAUUGCGCUCCUCGACCAGCUCGACAAGGACGUCAACACGUUCGCGAUGCGCGUCCGCGAGUGGUACGGGUGGCACUUCCCCGAGCUCGUGCGCGUCGUGCCCGACAACUACCAGUACGCCAAGGUGUGCCGCCUCCUCGGCGACAAGGCCCAGCUCGACGACGACAUCCUCGAGCCCCUCGCCGAGCUCCUCGACAACAACGACACGCUCGCGCGCAACAUCCUCGACGCCUCGCGCGCCUCGAUGGGCACCGACAUCUCCGAGGUCGACCACCUCAACAUCAAGAACUUUGCGACGCGCGUCAUCCACCUGUACGACUACCGCAAGAGCCUCCAGGCCUACCUGUCGGACAAGAUGGGCGUCGUCGCACCCAACCUGGCCGCCCUCAUCGGCGACACGGUCGGCGCGCGCCUGAUCUCGCACGCCGGUUCGCUCACCAACCUGUCCAAGUACCCGGCGUCGACGGUCCAGAUCCUCGGCGCCGAAAAGGCCCUGUUCCGCGCCCUCAAGACCAAGGGCAACACGCCCAAGUACGGCUUGAUCUACCACUCGACCUUCAUCGGCCGCGCCGGCGCCAAGAACAAGGGUCGCAUCAGUCGCUUCCUCGCCAACAAGUGCUCGAUCGCGUCGCGCAUCGACUGCUUCGCCGACCAGCCGACGACCAAGUUCGGCCAGGUCCUGCGCGACCAGGUCGAGGAGCGCCUCUCGUUCUACGAGAACGGCUCGAACCCGACCAAGAACGCCGACGCCAUGCUGCGUGCGCUUGCCAUGGUCAAGGCCGAGAACGCCGAGAACGGCGUCGAGGUCGAGGGCGGCGCGGCCGAGGCCAAGAUGGACGUCGACGAGGCGGCGUCGGCGCCCGCGGACAAGAAGGAGAAGAAGAAGAAGCGCAAGUCGGAGGCUGCCAUGGACGAGGACGAGUCGCCGAAGAAGUCGAAGAAGAGCAAGAAGGGCGAGGAUGGCGAGGAGCUGUCCAAGGAGGAGAAGAAGAAGCUCAAGGAGGCCAAGAAGCUGGCAAAGGCGGCAAAGGCGGCAAAGGCAUGAUCUGCCUGCGCCCGUUCCUGUCACCCCUCCUCUUUCUCGGCGUCCUCUCCCGCACUUUUCCUCCCUCGCGCCCCCUCUUCCUCGUUGUCCACACUUGAGGGGCCGGCGACCGAAGCGCUCGACCUCGGGUCGGCGGUCGAGCGCCGCUCGACUGCGCGCUCGGUUCUUCUUCUUCCCUCCCUCCCCCUCUCACCCUUGUAGGCCGUUGCGCAUCGCAUGUACUAGUACUCGAUUUCCCUCA
Messenger RNA from Rhodotorula graminis WP1, 1890 nucleotides. RefSeq lists its product as uncharacterized. Gene Ontology annotation, cellular component: small-subunit processome; box C/D methylation guide snoRNP complex. The transcript is spliced from 6 exons. Gene Ontology annotation, molecular function: snoRNA binding. Lineage: Eukaryota; Fungi; Basidiomycota; Microbotryomycetes; Sporidiobolales; Sporidiobolaceae. Bases 99 to 1649 code for a protein of 516 amino acids. The record is from RefSeq and is a predicted model, not a curated record.